ACUGUUCCUAAAUAUUAAUAAUGGACAUUAAUAUUUUGCCUGAGUACUGUAUGUUUUCUUAAUAUCAGACAUAUGUCACAACCACUUUUAACAGUUUUUCCUUCUGAUGUUAGGAGAUGUUAGAGGAAGGUGAAAAGUUGCAAGCCAGCCUACAGGAGGCACUUUCUCACCGACAUUUUCUAAUGGCCUGUCUGACAUUGGACUUGCUUGAGAAACUAGAAAAAGAUGGCUCAGAAGCUCUCAGAGAAGCAGACACACUGAAAAUUUCGCUAAGUCAGAGCCUAAAGGAACUUAAUCAAAGAAGUAAACAAAAACUGCCUGACAACCAGUCUUCAGACAAUCUGCAGGGGACAACGACCUCUGUGGUGGCACCGCCACGAAAAAGCAAGCACUCAUCUGAGAAAAAAACAGUUUAUCCUGUUUCAGCUUCAGCAUCUGUGGUGAUACAAAGCUAUACUACUUCUCAAGAACCACAGUCCAAAACUGUAGAUAUCACAGAUGAGCCUGUUACAAAUGAGGCAAAUAAGCCUGCUUCUGAGGAUCCCACCAUGAUGCACAACGUCACUGAAGAGACUCCUGCUGUUACUGAAGAAACUGAAAUUGAACAGCUGUAUGCUGAAAAUAAAACCAAGGACGAGGCAGAGAAUAAGCAAAAGCCUAGUAGUGAGAAAUCUCCAGUGACUGGAAAGCAAACUAAAGUGGCUGUGGAAAAAAGUGAAAUCAUUCAAAAAGGUAAGAAGUCCAAGAGUUUUGAGGUCUCUCAGCUUGCAGAGCCAAUGUUUCCACUGGAAAAAGUUGCUAGUAUGCAGUCAACGGAAACCAAAGAUGAAUCAGAGAAGUAUAACGUAACAUCAGAGUCAGCUGAAACACCUAUGGCAAAAUGUAGAUUAUUGCCUAUGACGAGAAAAUCAAAGAGCACAGAACUUUGCCUUGCUCUUGGUGAUACUGAGUUACCUCAAACAAGGAAAGAUCCUCAAAGCAAAAGUUCUUCUUUGGACUUUAAUGGCGAGAACAAAGGUUUUGUUACUGAAAAGAAAAAACCUGUACCUGUUGGGUCUUCAACUCCAACUCCAAAUAUGCCAGAAAAAUUAGCUCAAACAACUGAUGUAGAAAAAGGCCAGUUUUCACCAAGCACAGGAAAGUCAAAAGCUUUAAUGAGUUCUCCAGAAUUUCCUUCAGUGGCACAGACACAAUCCAAGAAAAAGCCUGAAAAUCAGACAUCACCGUCAGUUCCGGAGGUUGUCAAAGAACCAAGUGAACAAGAAACUGAAAGUAAAAAGCCAGAUUUACAUGAAGAUAUAGAUACUGGAACAGCUGAAACUACUGAUGAAAACUUGACAGAGGUUUCAAUAAUGGACACAAAGUCAGGGCAUCCAAAGGUUUAUCUUGGGCUUCCUAACAAAGACCACAUUCCAACUACAAUACAACAUGAGAGUGAUAUAUCAUUCUUGCCUACCACAAAGCCAGUUGAGACAAAGGAAGAGCCAGAUAGUCAGAGAUGUCCUUUAUCUCCAGAGGUUGCAACUGCAGCAACAGAAAUUACUGCUAUGAAUAAAGGAAAGCGUUCCCCAUCCAAAAGAAAGUCAAAGAGUCGUAAAGCUUCCUCAGAACUUAAUAGUACAGAUUUGCCUGAGACUUUGAAAGAAUUUGAAACUGUGGAUCCCACCAAGGAAACUAAGGUUACCACUUUAGAAAAGCCUGAUAUCCCCCCAACAAGAAAAACUUCAAAGACUUUUGUGGAGUCAAUACCUACCACAGAAAGACAUCCUGAUGCGGAAAAUGAAUAUACUAAGAAAGAACUUGAGAGUGUGAAAUCUACCACACCUACAGAAAUGGCUACUAUACAGACUGAACAUGUUAUGGUAUAUCCGACAAAGAAAGAGGAAGAGUCAGACAGUCAGAGAUCUCCAGUAUCUUCAGAGGUUCCCACAGCAAAAGAAAUGACUGCUGUCCAAACAGAAAAGCACUCACCACCCAAAAGAAAGUCAAAGAGUCGUAAAGCUUCCUCAGAACUUAUUAGUCCAGAUUUGCCUGAGACCUUGAAAGAACCUGAAUCUGUGGGUUUCCUCAAAGAAGCUAAGAUUACCACUUUGGAAAAACCUGAAUCCCCCCCAACACAGAAAACUUCAAAGAGUCUUGUAGAGUCCAAGAAAAUAGAGAAAGAAACAGAAAUGGAAAACACAGCUUUAAAUGUACAGGUGAUUACUGGAAAAAUUGAAACUGUUGCUGUAGAGUCAACUGAACUUUUACCAAGUGAAAGAAAACCAGAGAUUCCAAAGGUUUCUCUUGAGCUUGCAAUCAAGGACCAGAUUCCAACUACAAAGGAACAUGACAGUGAAACACUGUCAGUCUCAUCCACAGAGCGCUCACCACCCAAAAGAAAGUCAAAGAGUCGUAAAGCUUCCUCAGAACUUAUUAGUGCAGAUUUGCCCGAGACUUCGAAAGAACCUCAACCUGUGGGUUCCACCAAGGAAGUUAAGAUUACCACUUUGGAAAAGCCUGAAGCCCCACCAAUAAGGAAAACUUCAAAGAGUCUUGUCAAGUUAAUAUCUACCACUGAAAGAGAGCCUGACGCAGAAAAUGAAUAUACUAAGAGAGAGAUUGACAGUGUGAAAUCUACCACACCUACAGAAAUGGUCACUGUGCAGACUGAACAAGUUACGGUGUAUCUGACGAAGAAAGAGGAAGAGUCAGAUAAUCAGAGAUCUCCUGUAUCUCCAGAGGUUGCCACAGCAACAACAGAAAUUACUGCUGUGAAUAAAGGAAAGCUUUCACCACCCAAAAGACAGGCAAAGAGUCGUAAAGCUUCCUCAGAACUUAUUAGUACAGAUUUGCCUGAGACUUUGAAAGAACCUCAAUCUGUGGGUUCCACCAAGGAAGCAAAGAUUACCACUUUGGAAAAACCUGAAUCCCCCCCAACAAGGAAAACUUCAAAGAGUCUUGUGAAGACCAAGGAGACAGAAAAUGAAACAGAAAGAGAAAACGCAGCCUUACAUUUACAGGUGAUUGCUAGAAAAACUGAAACUGUUGCUGUAGAGUCAACUGAACUUUCACCAAGUGAAAGAAAACCAGAGAUUCCAAAGGUUUCUCUUGAGCUUGCAAUCAAGGACCAGAUUCCAACUCAAACGGAACAUGACAGUGAAAGGCUGUCACUCUCAUCUACAGAGCAAGUUACUGCUGUUGUUUUGGAAGACGUGUCUCCCACACAAACUGGAGGAAAAUCAGAUGAUGUGGAAUUUUCCAUAGCUCCUGAGUCAGUCCCUACCAUUGAAAGACAGCCUGAUGCAGAAAAUGAAUAUACUAAGGAAGAGCUUGACAAUGUGACAUCUACCACACCUUCAGAGGUGGUCACUGUGCAGACUCAACAUGCUAUGGUGGAACUGACAAAGAAAGAGGAAGAGACUGAUAGCCAGAGAUCUCCAGUAUCUCCAGAGGUUGCCACAGCAACAACAGAAAUUACUGCUAUGAAUAAAGGAAAGCUUUCACCACCCAAAAGAAAGUCAAAGAGUCGUAAAGCUUCCUCAGAACGUUUUAGUACGGAUUUACCUGAGACCUUGAAAGAACCUGAAUCUGUGGGUUUCCUCAAAGAAGCUAAGAUUACCACUUUGGAAAAACCUGAAUCACCCCCAACAAGGAAAUCUUCAAAGAGUCUUGUAGAGUCCAAGAAAAUAGAGAAAGAAACAGAAAUGGGAAACACAGCUUUAAAUGUACAGGUGAUUGCUGAAAAAACUGAAACUGUUGCUGUAGAGUCAACUGAACUUUCACCAAGUGAAAGAAAACCAGAGAUUCCAAAAGUUUCUCUUGAGCUUGCAAUCAAGGACCAGAUUCCAACUACAAAGGAACAUGACAGUGAAACACUGUCAGUCUCAUCCACAGAGCGCUCACCACCCAAAAGAAAGUCAAAGAGUCGUAAAGCUUCCUCAGAACUUAUUAGUGCAGAUUUGCCUGAGACUUUGAAAGAACCUCAAUCUGUGGGUUCCAUCAAGGAAGUUAAGAUUACCACUCUGGAAAAACCUGAAGCUCCCCUAACACAGAAAACUUCAAAGAGUCUUGUGGAGUCUGAGGUCACAGAGAAAGAAACUGUAAGGGAAAACAUAGCCUUACAUUUACAGGUGAUUACUAGAAAAACUGAAACUAUUGCUGUAGAGUCAACUGAACUUUUACCAAGUGAAAGAAAACCAGAGAUUCCAAAGGUUUCUCUUGAGCUUGCAAUCAAGGACCAGAUUCCAACUCAAACGGAACAUGACAGUGAAAGGCUGUCACUCUCAUCUACAGAGCAAGUUACUGCUGUUGCUUUGGAAGACGUGUCUCCCAUACAAACUGGAGGAAAGUCAGAUGAUGUGGAAUUUUCCAUAGCUCCUGAGUCAGUCCCUACCAUUGAAAGACAGCCUGAUGCAGAAAAUGAAUAUACUAAGGAAGAGCUUGACAAUGUGACAUCUACCACACCUUCAGAGGUGGUCACUGUGCAGACUCAACAUGCUAUGGUGGAACUGACAAAGAAAGAGGAAGAGACUGAUAGCCAGAGAUCUCCAGUAUCUCCAGAGGUUGCCACAGCAACAACAGAAAUUACUGCUAUGAAUAAAGGAAAGCUUUCACCACCCAAAAGAAAGUCAAAGAGUCGUAAAGCUUCCUCAGAACGUUUUUAA
Messenger RNA from Oreochromis aureus, 4646 nucleotides. RefSeq names its product nascent polypeptide-associated complex subunit alpha, muscle-specific form-like. The record is from RefSeq and is a predicted model, not a curated record. NCBI's taxonomy places the organism in Eukaryota, Metazoa, Chordata, Actinopteri, Cichliformes, Cichlidae. The transcript has 2 exons. Bases 117 to 4646 code for a protein of 1509 amino acids.